AUGAUUGUGGCAGUUGUUGGGUGCACACACGGGGAGUUGGAUUUGGUUUAUAACUCUUUAAGUCGUUUAGAGGAAGAAAAUAAUUUCAAAAUUAACUUACUAAUAUGUUGUGGAGAUUUUCAAAGUAUUCGAUAUAAUCUCGAUAAUGAUUCUUUAAAUGUACCUAAUAAAUAUAAAAAAGAAGAAAAUGAUUUUACUAAAUAUUUUACAGGAGAAAAAAAAGCAAAAAUAUUAACAAUUUUUAUAGGUGGAAACCAUGAAGCUAUGAAUGUAUUGAAACAAUUAUAUUAUGGUGGUUGGGUUGCUCCAAAUAUUUAUUAUUUAGGUUAUUCAAAUGUUAUUAAUAUAAAUGGUAUAAGAAUAUGUGGUUUAAGUGGUAUAUAUAAAAAAUAUAAUUUUUAUAAAAAAUAUGAUGAGUGCUAUCCAUACAAUGAUAUAUCUAAAGUAAGUGCAUAUCAUAUACGUAAAUAUGAAAUUGAAAAAUUAAAAAUAUUAAAAAAUAAAGUUGAUAUAAUUGUUACUCAUGAUUGGCCAAAUAAUAUUGAAAAACAUGGAAAUUUAAAUGAGUUGCUAAAAUGGAAAUCUUUUUUUAAAUCAGAAAUUUUGAGUAACACAUUAGGAAAUCCACAAACAGAAAUAUUACUAAAUAAAUUAAAACCACAUUUUUGGUUUGCAGCUCAUUUGCAUGUUAAAUAUUCAUCUAUCUACAUUCACAGUGAUAAAAUAAAUUAUACGAAAUUCCUGUCUUUAGAUAAAGCUGAACCUCAUAGGCAUUUUAUACAAAUUCUAAAUUUUGAAAAGGUUGAAAAUUGUUUGCGCCUUAAAAAUGACCAUAUUCCAAGACCCGUCGAGCUUGGUCUACAAAACGUGGGCAGUCCAUCUGGGGAAGGAGAAAAGGAGGGAGAAGUACCAAAGGAAGAAGCACAAAAGGAAGAAGCAGAAAAGGACGAAGCGGAGAAAGAGAACUACUACCUAUGCUAUGACAUAGAAUGGCUAGCUAUACUAAAAGCGAACCACCAUUUGAUUUCUAUAAAUAGUGAUAAAAAUUAUAAUUUAGAAGAAUUAAAAUAUCCAACAAAUGAAGAUUUUGAAUUUGUUAAAGAAAAAUUAAAAAAUUUAAAACAAAUUUCAAUAAAUGGAAAAGAAUACUAUCCUAUACAUGGCUAUAAUACACCAAACUAUAAAAAUUUAAUAGAACAAAGAAAAUAUUUUUUAAGUCUUUUGGAUUUAGAAGAACUUAAUAUAUACAAUGAUUAUGAACUUAACUUUUUUAAUGAAGAAAUAAAAAAAUUAAAUCAACAAUUACCCAAAGAAAAUUCUCAAAAUUUAAUAGACCAACAAAUAAACUCAUGUUUGAAUGAGUAA
Messenger RNA from Plasmodium vinckei vinckei, 1365 nucleotides. RefSeq names its product RNA lariat debranching enzyme, putative. The record is from RefSeq and is a predicted model, not a curated record. Gene Ontology annotation, biological process: mRNA splicing, via spliceosome. NCBI's taxonomy places the organism in Eukaryota, Apicomplexa, Aconoidasida, Haemosporida, Plasmodiidae. Bases 1 to 1365 code for a protein of 454 amino acids. The transcript has a single exon. Gene Ontology annotation, molecular function: RNA lariat debranching enzyme activity. Gene Ontology annotation, cellular component: nucleus.